UUUGUCACCUAAUGAAUGGAAUCUUCUCAUGCUAAUUGACGCCUUGUGAUUGGUACGUACUCUGCAUGUAAUCAUGGCUGAGAACAAACAAUCUUUGUCUUGGCGAUUCGUACCGUUGGCCUGUCUCUUGGUGACCGCAGCAGCUCUUGCUGUUACUUUUUGGUGGAUGUGGCUUAUGCAGAACAAUAUCAAUGAUAUUCGGCGUUUGAUUACAGAACAAGAUGAAGCUCACUUUAUUGCAAAGGCGCAAGAACGAGACAUGGAGGAAUUGAAACGUUCAGCACGAGCCUCUGAUGAAGGAGGUUUGCUGGAUGGAUACCUCAGCAAGAUAGCAACUCUGCAGCUGAAAUCAAUCUAUGCUGGCUGUUCUGAUAAUCAGAAAGUGUGCAUACAAGGUCCCAAAGGCGACUCUGGUUUUCCAGGAAGUCGAGGAUAUCCAGGUUUACCAGGUUUGAAGGGAGAGAGAGGAGAAAGAGGCCCACGUGGUUUAAAAGGUUUGAAAGGAGAACCAGGAACGCUUGGGUCAAGAAUAGCUGCUCCUGUGAUUGUCAAUCCUCCAAGAAACAUGGUGAUAAAUCAGGGUCGGACAGUUGAGUUAGAUUGUCUUGCAGAUGGCUUUCCUAAACCAGAAGUGAAGUGGCACAAAGUGCACUCGAAGCUUCCUCCUGGUCGAUUCUCAGUGAAUGAGAAUGGAAGUCUGGUGAUUGAAAAUGUGCACCAGUUUGAUGCAGGAUCUUAUGCAUGUCGUGCAGAGACUAUGUUUGGAUCAGCUGUAGCUUAUGCAAGUGUGAUUGUUCGAGUGCCACCAGAGUUGAGGUAUGUUCCUCCAAGAAAAGUGGUGGUUGUACCAGAUGAGAAAAUUAUUCUUCGAUGUUCUGCUACUGGGUAUCCUAAACCCAAAGUCACCUGGACGCGCCCAAUUCACGGUCUUCCAGAAGGGAGCUCGGUGACAGUUAAUGGUACUCUCAUUAUUUUCAGCAUUAGAGAAGAGGAUCUAGGCCAGUACGUUUGUGAAGCAAAGAACAGUCUUGCAAAGAAGACAUAUUCUGUCACUCUUUCGUAUCGAGGCAAGAUUAGACCAUCUGAGUAUGGCGUUGAGGUGCGGAAUGCCACUAAUCUACAAUUACAGUGCAAGUGGUGCGCUGUUGCCGGAUCUAAGUUUGCAUUCACGUGGAAGAAAGUGGGAGGAGAGCUGCCGGAGAACAGAACAUCAACAAAAGGAUGUUCAUUGUUUAUUUCUGAUGUAACAAUGGAAGAUUCUGGUUUAUAUUCAUGUAUUGGUCGAGCUGUUGACAGUGUAUCGGAGACAUCACUCACCGAAGAUAUUACUGUCAUUGUCAUUGGAGCUCCAAGAAUUACCUCAAAAAUUGAAAUUCUUACUUUUGUUUAUCCUGGUGAUAAUGUAUCAUUGAACUGCUCUGCCAUUGGUCCUCCUCAGCCUGAAGUGUAUUGGACAAAAGGAUCUCAAAAACUGAUAUCGAAUACUACAAGAUCUGCUAUUCUGACCAUCAAGGCAGUGAAAAAACAAGAUGAAGGUGAUUACGUCUGUCGAGCAAGUAACUAUCUUGGAGAAGAUCACUUUACAACUACUUUAUUUCUUGUUGAAAAAGCUCGUUUUACUUCUCGUCCAUCUGGAACUAAGAACGUUGCUGCUUCUACAAAUGUUAGCGUUGACUGCGUUGCUGUGGGACAGCCGCAACCAAAGAUUGUUUGGAAGAUGCCGUGUGGAAGACACAGUGAAAGUACAACUGUUCUGUCUAAUGGGACUCUUCAAAUCACAAGUGCUACCAUCUGGGAUACGGGAAUGUACGAAUGCAUAGCUACUACUGCAUUUGGAAAUACAUCCAGCAAAAUUCACAUUGUUAUACCUGAAGUUGAUCAGAGUUGGAAACUGUCGGACAGUUGCAGCGGUUGGAAGCAGUCAAGGUACAACCGAUCUGUUUACUACACCGCGUCGUCUUCGACUACGUGGGAUCAAAGCAAGUACUACUAUUGCCCAACAGGAUAUCACUGGGCGUGCACACCGGAAGGCAAGAAGAUCUUUAAAGACACAAACAACUGGUCCGGACAGUACACGUACUAUGGUCAAUGUGGCUGGAACGGAGACAGAUAUCCGUACCGCUAUUACAGCUACGGUCCGUAUCGUUACUACUUCAGAUUUCGUGAUUCACAAUCGACCAACGCAAUGAAAAGAUCAAGCAAUUACGAAGAGUAUCAGGUGGAAUACACCUCCGACACCAGUCACUUUGCGGGCAAUGUUUGCAUCAGGAAUGAAUAGUACAUAGAACAGCAGUGACAUGUCCGGCUCGGCUCGUUGACUUCUUCACUGGCACUUCGCAUCGUUUUUGUUUGCUGAUAUUUGCUGUGUCUUGUCUUCUGUAGUGAUUAGAGUGCACUAGUCUUGGCGUAGAUGCACGGACGGGUCUCAGAGUGCAACAAUGCUGCUCAUGUCUUUAGAUUUCCCUUUGAAUUUAAUGUUGAAGAAAGUG
Messenger RNA from Corticium candelabrum, 2489 nucleotides. Its product is annotated as immunoglobulin superfamily member 10-like. Gene Ontology annotation, cellular component: axon; plasma membrane. Gene Ontology annotation, molecular function: cell-cell adhesion mediator activity. The transcript is spliced from 9 exons. The coding region runs from base 74 to 2278 and encodes 734 amino acids. The record is from RefSeq and is a predicted model, not a curated record. Gene Ontology annotation, biological process: homophilic cell-cell adhesion; axon guidance; dendrite self-avoidance. NCBI's taxonomy places the organism in Eukaryota, Metazoa, Porifera, Homoscleromorpha, Homosclerophorida, Plakinidae.